Schistocerca gregaria is the source of this 1433-nucleotide messenger RNA. RefSeq lists its product as uncharacterized. Gene Ontology annotation, cellular component: mitotic checkpoint complex; bub1-bub3 complex; kinetochore. The coding region runs from base 46 to 1008 and encodes 320 amino acids. NCBI's taxonomy places the organism in Eukaryota, Metazoa, Arthropoda, Insecta, Orthoptera, Acrididae. Gene Ontology annotation, molecular function: ubiquitin binding. The transcript is spliced from 4 exons. Gene Ontology annotation, biological process: mitotic spindle assembly checkpoint signaling. The record is from RefSeq and is a predicted model, not a curated record.
GUUCUCUUUCGCGAGCGUCUCAUUCUAUACGCAAGCAUUUUCACCAUGCAACCCGCCCUAGACAUAGAACUCAACCAGCCCCCCGAAGACGGUAUAACUAAGAUCACCUUUUUGCCGCAAGACAACCUCCUCUUAGCCUCUUCAUGGGAUACGAGCGUGCGAAUCUACGAUACCCUACAUAACAGCCUACGAUUGAAGUACAACCAUAAAGCUUCCGUGCUCGACUGUUGCUUCUCAGAUAACCUUCACCUGUUCAGCGCAGGUAUCGACCGUGGGAUCAUCAUGUUCGACGUCGCCGGCGGGACGGAAAUCCCACUUGGAUCGCACAACGAACCCGUUCGCUCCCUCGUGUGGGAUCCAACCUCUAACGCCCUGCUCUCCGGCGGAUGGGACCUCACCCUGCGAGUCUGGGAUCCCAGAUCUCAAGACCGCCAAGUCGGGUGCUACCAACAGCCCGAGCGAGUCUACGCCAUGGAUUUGACCGGCAAUUACAUUAUCGUGGGCACCGCCGCAAGACAUGUCUGGAUAUGGGACCUGCGUCAUAUGAACGAACCCGUCCAAAGAAGAGAGUCGUCGCUAAAAUACCAAACCCGCUGUGUUCGCGCGUUUCCAGAUGGCGAUGGAUACGUCCUCAGCUCCACGGAAGGGCGAGUUGCCAUGGAGUACAUCGACCCAAGCUCAGAAGUUCAGGCAAAAAAAUACAUCUUCAAGUGCCAUAGAGUCAACAUAGAUGGUAUCGAUUACGCAUAUCCUGUCAACACCAUCGCAUAUCACCCUAUUCAAGGCACAUUUGCAACAGGGGGCGGGGACGGACAUGUAUGCAUAUGGGAUGGCAAGCAUAAGAAAAGACUCGCUCAACUCAGAAAAUAUCCAAUUUCUAUAUCCUCUGUCGACUUCUCUUCGGAUGGUGCCUACCUAGCCAUUGCAUCCAGCUACACUUUCGAAGAAGGCGAAAAAGACCACCCGCCAGAUAAAAUAUACGUCCGAUCUCUGAACACCUUCAUGUAAUACACACUCUGUAUAUAACGCACCGUCGAAUAAAAGCCCUCGUUUCUUUGUCUGCGCAUUCGACUCUUCGUUCAAUAAAAACCGGUCGCGGCUGCCUCGCGCCCGGAAGAGCCCUUGCUGUGGGACCCUCGCGCCUCAGCAUGCGCGUCUGGGCAAUUGGGUGCGCCCGCCAUACCGGAGCCAAUCUGAGGGGCGUUAUUCGAUAACUGACGUUUCUGGUGCUCAUCAAAAGAGAACGGUCAAAAGCGUACAUAAAAAUUCAAACGCGCAACGCCUCCUUUUUAACACGCCGCACCUUCUCUGCACGCAUCUGGUUCCCAGGACCGUUUGAGAGAUAGAGUUCGAUCUUCCGUCUAGAGGGGCACGUAGGUCGGAUGCCGUUCGCGAGCGCUCAGGAAAAACCUUCUAGCGCGAGAAACUGCUUC